This is a messenger RNA of Fulvia fulva, 813 nucleotides long. RefSeq lists its product as uncharacterized. NCBI's taxonomy places the organism in Eukaryota, Fungi, Ascomycota, Dothideomycetes, Mycosphaerellales, Mycosphaerellaceae. The coding region runs from base 1 to 813 and encodes 270 amino acids. The record is from RefSeq and is a predicted model, not a curated record. The transcript has 3 exons.
AUGAAGACCUUUGCACCCAUGGACGCACUUGUGGCAGGUCGCAAAGCUGCUGUCGCCACAGGGGAGGCAGUCCGCUCCCUACGAGUGACCGAUCCGGAGCAGCUCGUCAUCGCAAAGAUCAACGAAGCCGAGGGCAACUUCCGUCAGCCGCUCGAGGAGGUCUUUCCUUACCGCAUCCAGCCGCGCGACUUUGCCAUUUACCAGAAGGGCAGCUCGACUGUCGCACUCAACAAGCUCGACUACUCACCCGGCGACCACAGCGCCAUCGUCGACCUCAGCAUAGCCAGUGAGGGCCAACCUAGACUCGCUGCAUGUCUGACAGAGGCAGCUAUUUUGCAACGCUUGGAUCGCUUGGAGAUGAGGGUCAAUAAGACAAUGGUGAGCGAGUUUAUGCUGGCAUGUGAUCUCGAGACGGCGACCAAGGCCUGCACAGAAUUUCUCCAGAUACAUGGACUGGGCUUGAAAGAGCGUAGUACUGCGUUCAAGCAAGGCUCUUUGGCGGGUAAGACCGGCCACGGCCUUGGCAAGUACUUGGGAAAGGUCUUCGAGAUCGAGAAGCAGCAUGCGAAUAAGCGGAAGACUUCACUCGAGCUCGAGACGCCACCCCAUCGCCCGAAGCCCACGCUCGACCAGAAGCUCACUCUGGACCAGAAGCCCAAGGAAGAGAAGCGCACUGCACUCAACGCUAUCAAGCAGGGCCGUGUCACGAAGCCAAACCCCAAUAUAUUCGGCAAGAGGACUGGUAAGGAGGUCAGGGCGAACGAGAAGUACGCCGCGCAGGUGCGGGAGGAGAGGAGCCAACGACAAGGUUAG